CUAUACCAAUGCUGGGGGGGGUUAUGGCACAGCAGAAUAUAGUCAGAUUGGUGGGCACGGGGACAUGAUGCCGCCAAGACACCCAUCUCAUCAAGUACGACACUCCCUAUCUUGGCCCACGAAUCCAGCUCAUGUUAUCGCAAUUGGAAUUUAAACUCAAUGUCGAGAAGCAAUACCUCAAGGGGAUCGAGAAAAUGGUUCAGUUGUACAAUAUGGAAGGCGAUCGAAAAAGCAAGGCAGAUGCUGCUGGACGGAAAGUGGAAAGCACGCAGAAGAUCCAGCUUCUCAAGCAAGCUCUUAAGAGAUACGAGGAUCUACACAUCGAUAUGGAAAGCACCGCCGAUGCUCCAGAUGAUGACAGCAUAAAUACACCAAAUAUGCGAAAACCUCUAACCGGUCAACUGUCGAUUCGGAUACAAGCUGUGAAGGACGUAGAUCAUGCAACGACAAGUCGAUUUGCUCGCGGACCCGAGACUUUUGUGGCAGUAAAGGUUGAAGACAAUAUCGUAGCUCGUACGAAGGCGUCACGAACCGAUAGAUGGGAAGCAGAGUACCACAACUUGAAUGUGGAAAAGGCAAACGAGAUCGAGCUGACAGUUUAUGACAAGCCCAGCGAUCAUCCCUUGCCGAUUGGUCUUCUAUGGAUUCGGAUAUCUGAUAUUGUUGAAGAAAUGCGACGGAAGAAAAUUGAGGCUGAGAUCAACAGUUCUGGGUGGGUUUCUGCAGACAGAAUGGCAAAUGGUGGGGGUCCUCCACCACAGUUCCCCAUGAACCCCGCAACUCCUCAAUUCGGACCACCUCCUGGAAGUGCCGGGUUACCACCCCAACAACCAGCAAACAAUCAAAUGGGAGGGGCUGGUAUCGUUCCUCCCCAGCCAAUCGAUGCAUGGUUUGCACUCGAACCUACCGGUGCGGCCCAUUUGACAAUAGGUUUCACCAAGCAGACCAAGGACCGCCGGCCAUUCGAUGUUGGUCUCAACCGAAAAGGUGCCAUUAGACAACGUAAAGAGGAAGUGCACGAGAUGUACGGUCACAAGUUCGUGUCUCAGCAAUUCUACAAUAUUAUGCGUUGUGCGUUGUGUGGGGACUUUCUCAAAUAUUCUGCUGGCAUGCAGUGCGAGGAUUGCAAAUACACCUGUCACACAAAAUGCUAUUCCAGCGUUGUUACCAAAUGUAUAAGCAAAUCCAACGCAGAGACGGACCCAGACGAAGAGAAGAUCAACCAUCGCAUUCCUCAUCGCUUCGAGAAGUUCUCAAAUAUGAGUGCAAAUUGGUGUUGCCACUGUGGUUACAUUCUGCCCUUUGGAAAGAAGAAUUGUCGGAAAUGUUCUGAAUGUGGUCUUACUUGCCACGCACAAUGUGUACACCUGGUUCCGGAUUUCUGUGGAAUGUCAAUGGCUGUUGCAAAUGUGAUCCUGGACGGUAUCCGGAAUCAAAAACGUCGGCAGACUACGCAGCCAUCGAUGAGUGGAAGAACGUUGAGACCACAAUCAACUAAACCUCCUUCAACUAUAGAGCAGGGGCAGUCAUCUACAUAUGGUGGUCCCCCUGAUGCACCCCGGCCUCCACGAAGCCAGUCUUAUGGACCUACUACCCCUUCUUCGGAGGCAACUGAAGCUGCUAAGGUGAUGUAUGCCGCCCAAGGCCAGAUAUCACCCCAGCGCCCUGCUGGACCUGAUCGAACAUCUUCCUCUUCAGCAGCGGCAGCAGCAGCUGCGUCCGUGGCUAUGGCCGGGCCUCGAAGUCCAUCACAAAGAGAUCAAUAUGGAGGACCUCCUACCGACUAUGGGGGAGGACGUCCUUCCGGUGCUCCUGGCUAUGGUCGAGAAUCUCAAGAUAGCUACGGCUCACCUCCAAAGCCACAAGCACCCACUCAACCGAGCUACAAUCCUGCAGCUUAUGCUCAGGUGAGUGGUUAUCCACCAACUCAGCCUAUGUCGCAACCGCAACAAGUGCAGCCGUCUCAGCCAUCCCCGACAAAUGCAAUGUAUGGGAAUCAGAUGUCUACUCCUGCGCCAGAACCACAGACGCCUUCUUCAACAGCUGUUGUUCCCCGAAAGACAGCACCUCCCGCCAACGAAGCCGGCACUGGUCGUCGCAUCGGUCUAGAUCACUUCAACUUCCUGGCCGUUCUGGGCAAAGGUAACUUUGGUAAAGUCAUGCUUGCUGAGACUAAACAGACGAAGCAGCUGUAUGCUAUUAAGGUGCUGAAGAAGGAGUUUAUUAUCGAAAAUGACGAAGUUGAGAGCAUUAGAUCAGAAAAGAGAGUCCUCUUGAUCGCUAACAAGGAGCGCCAUCCUUUCUUAUGUUGCACAUUCAGCGUGGCCAAUUUGGAACAAAACGAGCACAAUUUUAUGCUGCUGAGGUCUGCUUGGCAUUGAAAUAUUUCCAUGAAAAUGGUGUUAUUUACCGUGAUCUGAAGUUGGACAACAUCAUGUUGACGUUGGACGGACACAUCAAAGUUGCUGAUUACGGUCUUUGCAAAGAAGAUAUGUGGUAUGGUUCAACAACAAGUACUUUCUGUGGCACCCCUGAGU
Messenger RNA from Hyaloscypha bicolor E, 2537 nucleotides. RefSeq lists its product as uncharacterized. The record is from RefSeq and is a predicted model, not a curated record. The transcript is spliced from 6 exons. Bases 132 to 2381 code for a protein of 749 amino acids. Gene Ontology annotation, molecular function: diacylglycerol-dependent serine/threonine kinase activity; ATP binding. Gene Ontology annotation, biological process: peptidyl-serine phosphorylation; intracellular signal transduction; fungal-type cell wall biogenesis. NCBI's taxonomy places the organism in Eukaryota, Fungi, Ascomycota, Leotiomycetes, Helotiales, Hyaloscyphaceae.